AUGCCUGAACCAGCAAAAUCUGCUCCCGCUUCUAAGAAAGGAUCUAAGAAAGCUGUGACUAAGGUCCAAAAAAAGGGGGACAAGAAACGUAGGAAGAGCAGGAAAGAAAGUUAUUCCAUCUACGUCUACAAAGUGCUGAAACAAGUUCACCCGGAUACUGGCAUCUCCUCCAAGGCUAUGGGUAUAAUGAACUCUUUUGUAAAUGACAUAUUUGAGCGUAUUGCUGGGGAGGCGUCUCGCCUGGCACAUUAUAACAAGCGAUCAACCAUCACUUCCCGGGAGAUCCAGACCGCUGUAAGACUGCUGCUGCCGGGAGAACUAGCCAAACACGCUGUGUCGGAGGGCACCAAGGCUGUCACCAAGUACACCAGCUCUAAGUAA
Molecule: messenger RNA, 381 nt
Organism: Emys orbicularis (European pond turtle)
Lineage: Eukaryota; Metazoa; Chordata; Testudines; Emydidae
Product: histone H2B 5-like
Exons: 1
Coding region: 1-381 (126 amino acids)
Cellular component (GO): nucleosome
Molecular function (GO): DNA binding; structural constituent of chromatin; protein heterodimerization activity
Source: RefSeq, a predicted model, not a curated record